AUGGAAGUGAAAAAGCCCGGAGGGACAUCUGGUCCUGUCCCCGCGCUGUUUGCCCGAUGGCGAGUGGCACUUCGCCCCCGUGGCCCCGCCGGAAUUGGGGAUGAGGGGUUCUUCUACCGCUUUGGGGGGCGCCGCGCUCGUCCGCGUUACCGGAACGGUGGCAGCCGGGCAGGCAGCGAUGUCUCACCGCAGCCUUUAUCAGCCUUUGGCGAGCACCGAGGGCCGAAGCGCGGACCCUUCCCCUCCUCGGGCUCUCCCCGCGCCGGUUCCCCGGGCCUCGCGGCCGUGCCGGCGGCCGGUGCGGCGGAGAGCGCUGCGCUCACCUGCCCACCCCGGGGCUCGGCGCGCUUGUUUGACCCACCGCAGCCACCGUACACGCGUGAGAGGGGCGGGCACACGCGGCGGAGGCUCCUCCUCCUCCUCCUUCCACCGCCUCCGGACCGAGGGGAAGGGUGGGAGCUGCCCGGCCGCGGUGACGGGGCUCCCCCUUUAGGCGCCCGGCAGUGGCCUCAGCUCUGCCUUCCCACAGGUGCCUCCAAGGGCGACAUCCGGCAGAAGGUGUGGGACUACCUGGAGGCUAGCGGCCUGGCCGAUUUCCCGCGGCCGGUGCACCGCCGCAUCCCCAAUUUCAAGGGGUCUCACCAGGCUUGCUGCUCUAUUAGGGAGCUGGAUAUGUUCAUCAGAGCACGUGAGAUUAAAGUAGAUCCUGACAAACCUCUUGAAGGUGUUCGGCUAGCUGCGCUGCAGGCACGGAAGACUUUGUUGGUUCCCAUGCCACGUCUGAGAAGUGGACUGUUCAAUAAGAUUGUUCCACCUCUAGGUGCAACUAAGGAGAUCCUGCGAAUAUGUGCUACAUCUCAAGGUAUAAAAGACUACAGUGUGCCUGUAGGUCUUGAAGGGAAAGCACAAGUGGACUUGGUUGUUGUAGGAUCAGUGGCUGUCUCUGAAAAAGGCUGGAGAAUUGGAAAAGGGGAAGGUUAUGCAGACAUGGAGUAUGCAAUGAUGGUGUCAAUGGGUGCGGUGCAGGAGGAUACACCUGUAGUUACUAUUGUGCAUGACUGUCAGGUGGUCGACAUAGCAGAAGAACUUCUUGGGGAUCAUGAUUUAACUGUGGAUUAUAUACUCACUCCAACAAGAACUAUAAAAACCAACUGCAAACGACCAAAGCCUCGGGAAAUAAUAUGGCAUAAGGUCACCUCUGAGAUGCUGGGAAAAAUCCCUAUCCUAAGGAGUCUUCACUACAAGGAGAAGCAGGCUGGCAAGGACGUGACCCUCCAAGAUGCACAUUCAGACUUGGCAAAUACCAAAAAAACAGCAGCAUUAAAUCAGAGGGCGACGGCUGAAAAUAUAAGACCCCAGGCUGCUAUGGGCUCAGCUGAAAUAGGAAAACACUGUGUUGAAGGUGAUUCUUUAAGUCCCAGAUUAGAUGGAUCUGACAGGAUUACUACCGUGUACCUGGGGAACAUAUCUCCCAGCGUAAGAGUGAGCGAGCUGAAAUGUGCUUUAAGGGAAUUCCAUGUAACUCCUUUACGACUGAAUUGGCAAGGAGCACAGCACAGGGCUUUUCUCGAUUACAAGGAUAAACCAACCGCAGAGAGUGCUGUAGCCUCUUUGAAAGGCUUGAGCCUCGGGGGUUAUCCUUUGCGAGUUGAGCUGGCCAAAAAUCAGAGAAGCAAAGGGCAAGUAGAAAUCAAUAGUCAGAAAUGAAUAUGAAGGGGGGGAGG
Molecule: messenger RNA, 1724 nt
Organism: Neopsephotus bourkii (Bourke's parrot)
Lineage: Eukaryota; Metazoa; Chordata; Aves; Psittaciformes; Psittacidae
Gene: MTHFSD
Product: methenyltetrahydrofolate synthetase domain containing
Exons: 10
Coding region: 1-1707 (568 amino acids)
Cellular component (GO): cytoplasm
Molecular function (GO): RNA binding
Source: RefSeq, a predicted model, not a curated record